AUGAUUUAAGCAUGCUUCGCAAUAAUUCUUUAUAUGAAUUGUAUAAUCAAAGUUUUUGGAGUUAGAGAAGUGGUAUCGACUUCAUUUUAAGAAAUUACUUUUUCUGAUGCGGAUAAUUGGGUUGUAAAUGGAGCCUAGCCAAAGCUCACUAAAUGUUCAGGCUAUACAUUAUUUGGAGGUUAUAGUGUUUUUGGACCAAAUACUGUAGUUGCAAAGACUUUUGCACUUCCACCUCAUUAUAUGAUAACUUUGCAAUUUGGAUUUUAUAGAAUUGAUUCAUGGGAUAAUUAGAAUUUUACGAUUGUUAUGGAUGGGCAUCCAGUAAGGUAAAUCAUGGCUGCAAAUGAUGGAUCUUUUUAUUGUGGGAAUCAAGCAAUGGCCGACAGGUUCUAUCGUUUUAAUAUAGAUUUUUAUCAUACAAGUCCUUCAGUUGUAAUUUAGUUUAAAAGUAAUUUAACAAGAACAGCUUAUUAUAAUUCUUGGGGAAUUAGAGAAAUCAUUUUAUUUGUUGAGAAAUGUCCUGAAAGAUGCAUUUUUUGUGAUAUCUUCAAAAAUGGUGUUUCAUGUUUAGCUUUAUCUGUAUUUUAUAAAAGUUGGACUUAACUAAAUGCAACAGAGAUAUCAUCUGAUGGUUGGAAUGUAUAUCUAGGAAUUGCUGAAUCAACAUCCUGUGGAUCUGUUGCUUUAUUUGGUGGCUAUAAAAAGAUAGGAGCCAAUACAGUCCUCAAACAGUCUUUUUAUAACAUUCCAAACCAUAACGAAUUGUGGAUUGAAUUUUUUUUCGCUAAAAUUGGUUUGUGGGAGAAUAUAUAUUUAUAUCUUAUAGUAGAUGGUGUGCUUCGUUCAAAAUUGCACUCUUGGGAGGAUGGCGGCAAUGGGUUUAUUUGUGAAGAUUCACCAUAAAGUCAAAAAACAUGGUUUUAUAGAGUUCGUUAUUAUAUCAGUCAUACGAGUAGUUAAUUAGAUAUUUCCAUUUAUAUCAAAAACAAUAUAAGUGGCAUAAUUGAGGAUGAUUCAAUUGGCAUCAGGGACUUUUUAAUUUAUUAUAAUGAUUGCCCUGAAGGAACUUAUAGGAAUGGGACCUAUUGUUAUUCUUGCAAUAAAUCAUGUUUUAAAUGUGAUGGUCCAAAUUUAGAUGACUGUACUGAUUGUGGAGACCCAAUAAGAUAUUAAAAAUAAUUAGUGGCUGGCUAAUGCACAUGCUUAGCAAGAAUGGUUGAAUAUGAUAACAUAGAUGGGACUACUUCAUGUUAAACUUGCCACCCUAAAUGUCAGAGGUGUUUUAUGUAUUUUGAUAAUACAGUUAAUCAAUAUUGCACAAUGUGUAUAGCAGGAUAGAAUAGAGUUGUUUCUUCUCAAUAUAUGUGCGUUUGUGGAACAGGUUAUGGUGAGGAUGGCAUUUCUGAAGUUUGCUUUAAAUGCUAUUAUACAUGUCUACAUUGUAAUGGUCUCUUAGCAAAUAAUUGUACAACUUGCUCAUCCUAAUCUAAUCGUAUUUUGACUUCUGAUAGUCAGUGUUUAUGCAACUAAGGAUAUUUUGAUACUGGAAUAAACGAAAUCAUCUGUGAAAAAAAUUGCCAUAAUACUUGCUCUAGUUGUGCUUCACCUAGCGCAGAUUAAUGUACAAGUUGUCCAGUUACAAGAAAACCUGAUAGAAUAGGAACAACUUUUGGAUGCUUGUGCAAUGAUUCUCAUAAAUAUAGUGAUGAUACACAAUCAGAAUGCUAGGAAUGUCAUUUCACUUGCAAAACUUGUUAUGGGGCUGAAUAUAAUAACUGUUUAACAUGUGAUGAAAAUGCUUUUCGAAAUUUCUCAAUGAGAAAAUGUAUUUGUUCUGGUGGAUAUUAUGGGGAAAACUAAUUACAAUGUCUCCCUUGUCAUUAUACAUGCUUGACCUGCUUUGGUCCAGCUGAAAAUAAUUGUUUAACAUGUGCGGAUAGUAACAAUAGAGUAUUGAAAACUAAUUUGUGUUUAUGUCGAGAUAUUACAUAUAUGUAAAAAUAGAUUGGUGACGCUAUGUGUUACAAAUGCUCAUAUCGUUGUUCCAGUUGCAGUAAUGAAAUAGAAAAUUGUACAGCUUGUCCACCCUAAUCUUAUAGGGAUCUAGGAGUAGAUAAUUCAUGCUCUUGCCUCGCUAAGAUGUAUGACCAACCUAAUAAUCCAAUUUGCAUUCCCUGUCAUUACACUUGCUUAACAUGUAAUGGACCUCAAUCAAAUUAAUGCACAGCCUGUUAUGCUGAAAUUAUGAGAGUAUCAAAUCAGUCAGGGUCUUGCUUAUGUAUGGAUAAAUACUAUGAAGCUGGUAAACCUGAUUGCUUACCAUGCAGUGCCAAUUGUUUGACUUGUGUGAACUCUGCGGAUAAUUGUAUAUCUUGUAAAUCAGAUAGAUAUUUAUAGGGGAAUACUUGUAUUUGCCAGAAUAAGAUAACUGGCGCCCUUAUAAGUAAGUAUGAAGUUAAAGGAAAAACCGAUUGUUGUCAUUAUUCUUGCUUAGAAUGUUAUGGAUCAGAAUUUAAUCAAUGUACUAAAUGUUUGGAUCGUGAAAGUAGAAUUUUAUCUAAUUCUACUUGUGUUUGUGCUGGACACUAUUUUGAUAUUGGGCAACCAAAAUGUAAAUAAUGCCAAUAUACUUGUGAAACUUGUGGUAUGUCUACCACUUGUUUAACAUGUGCUCCAAACACUUUUAGAACUUUAUCAAUUUCACGAUGUAUUUGUUAAUAAGGAUAUUUUGAUGAUGGAUCAAAUCCUAUAUGCUAAAAAUGUCACUAUUCUUGUUCUUAUUGCUCAUCCAUUUCUACAAAAUGUGAUACAUGUUCGUCGACAUCCAAUAGAGUAAUAAAUCCAUCAAUAUUUACUUGUGAUUGCGUUGAAUCUUAUUAUGAUAAUGGAGUUGAAACUUGCUCAAAAUGUCAUUAUUCUUGCUUAGCUUGUAAUUAAUUUGGAAAUUAAUUUUGUCAUUCUUGUAAAGAAAAGUCAAUUUCUUUUAGAGUUUUUAAUUAAGGAUUCUGCUAAUGUUUACCUGGAUAUUUUGAUGAUGGAGUCUCUCCUGUUUGUCAGAAAUGCUUGAUUUCCUGUUUGACUUGUUUAAACACUGCAACUUAUUGUACAUCCUGUGAAUCAACAAGAAAUUUCGAAGGAAAUAGUUGUAUAUGUAAAGAAGGUUAUUUUGAAAAAAAUCAAAUUUCAUGUGGUAAGUGUGAUCAAAAUUGUUUAAAUUGCUCAAUUAAAUCUAAUAUGUGUACUAAAUGUGAUUAAUCAUUAAUGAGAAUUCUAAAUAAUGUAACUCAAACUUGUGUUUGCAAGACUGGAACAACUGAAAUAAAUGGAUAAUGCCAAUAUUGUGAUAUUACUUGCGAUACAUGUUCAAAUUUAAUCACUAAUUGUACUUCUUGCAAAUCUUUGAGAUUUUUAUCUAGCAAUAAAUGCAACUGCAUAGAUGGUACAUAUGAGAGUAGCAGUGAUAAAUAGUGUCUAUAUUGCAAUAAAACUUGCAAAACAUGUAUUAAAAAAGAAAACUAUUGUACAUCGUGUUCAGAUGAUCUUUAUAGGAUAUUUUCUUCAGGGAAUAUUUGUGUAUGCAAAAAUGGAUAUUAUGAAGACUCAGUUUCUUUAGAUUGUAAACCUUGCGAUUCGUCUUGUUUAACUUGUAAUACAUAACCUACUUAUUGCCUAACUUGUAAUGCUAAGUACAACCUCAGUCUGAAUGUCUAUAAUAAAUGCGUUUGUUCUACAGGUUUAUAUUUUAACUCUUUAAGUUUAAAAUGUGAAGCUUGUAAUAUAAAGUGUUUGGAGUGUAAGUAAUAGUAAGAAUGCAUAGAGUGCGAACAAUUUACUCGAUAUUUUGACCCAGACAAACUAGAGUGUCCAUGCAAAGACGGAUAUUAUGAGGUUAAUGCAAAGACUUGUUAAUUAUGUGAUUAUGGAUGUAAGACUUGCUAAACUUCAGCUACAAAAUGCUUAUCAUGCGAAGCUCUUUAUUAUAGAUUUUUAAACUUUAAUAAAUGUAUUUGUUUGGAUGGUUAUUAUGAUAUUGGGAUUGAGAUGUGUUAACAAUGUGAUACAAUUUGUUUAACUUGUUAGAAGUCUUCAACCUAAUGUACUUCUUGUAACUAAACCCAACACUUUAGAUCAUUGAGUCUAAAUCAAUGUAUUUGCUAAAGUGGAUAUUAUGAUAUUGGUUAAUUGGUUUGCCAAAAGUGCUCCAACUAAUGUCUCACUUGUACAGGGUAGAAGGAUUUUUGUACAAGUUGCGAUAUUUUAUAAUAAAGAAUUGAUCAAUCUAUUAUAAAUAAAUGCCCUUGUUUAAAAGGUUUUUAUUAAGAUGUAAAUGACUAAUGUUAAAAAUGUCAUUAUAAAUGUUAAACAUGUGUUUAAUAGAAUGAUAACUGCUUAAUUUGUACUUAUUCAAAAACCUCAAAUAGACUAAAUAUCUCUAACAAUUGUAUUUGCAAGGAUGGGUACUAUGAUAAUAACUUGUAAUUGGAUUGCUAAAAAUGCAGUCCACAAUGUAAAUUGUGUUAAAACUCUUCAAAUAAUUGUCUAACUUGCUAUGGUGAUCUGAGAUAAGAACCUCCUACUUGUAACUGUAAACAUGGUUUUUUUGAGACUAUCCUUGGGUUUUGUGAACCUUGUGAAAAUUAAUGUUAUAAUUGUGAUAAAAGUCCUUCUAAUUGUUUAUCAUGCAAAGAAGGGAGAGUCACUCAACUUUGUAUAUGUUAAGAGGGGUAUUAUGAAAUCGGAUAGCCUCAAUGUGAUUAAUGUUCGUUUUAAUGCUAAACAUGCAAGAAUUCCGCCAUAAAUUGUUUAAGUUGUAAAGGAGAUCGUAUCAACAUGCCUAUUUGUUCAUGUCCUGAUGGUUUUUAUGAUGAUUACUUGAAUUAUUCUUGUUAGGUUUGUAAUUGGUUAUGCUAAACAUGUAACUUAAACGGCUGCCUAAUAUGUAAGGCAAAUAGGAUCUUAUCUCCUGAAAUGACUUGUGAUUAACCACUAGAUUCUGUGAGUUACCCUGAUACUCCAUGGUGUUCAACUUGUUAAGUUGCUGUACUCAAUAUUAGGUUCUCCGAUGAUUUGCUGUCUAUAUAAGUUAAAUUCGACUUCCCCUUAAAUCCAAGUUUUUUCAUUAAUCAAUUCUAAGAAAAUAUUUGUUCAAGAAUAUUAAAGGAUCAAACAUAUUAAUUACUUGGUAAGAAUCCUAAUUGUUAUAUUGAUUCUAAUGAUGAUACAAUAAUAAUGUUAGGGGUAGGAAAAGAUCCUAAGAUUCUUCUAGGAGAUCUGAUCUUAUUCUAAGAAAACUAAAUUGGUCAUCAAGGUUGCGAUUCACUAUUAAUUUAUUUUAUCUUUAAUGAAAUUAAAAGCCCCUUAAACCCAGUAUCUCCAAUUCUAAUUUACGAUGAACCUACUUAGUUAAUAAAUCCUUGUGAUGAUAAUAUAAUACCCUUGAAAUCAAUAUUAAAUGAUGGACUUAGAAGUUUGAUUGAAAUAAAAUGGACCUAUUUUGUAAUUGGGUCAAAUGGCAAAGGUAAUAUUGACAACUUUAUUGCUUCAUAAACAAAAUACUAGAUUUUAGAAUUAGUUAUCCCAAUCUAAACUCUACCAAAGUAGUCCAAUAUUACCUUUGAGAUAGAAUUUAAAAAUUUUGUUGCAGAAUUUGGUGUAAAAUCAAUUCGAUUUUAAACUCAUUCUGGUCUUUUCCCCACUAUCCUUUGGGUUUCCAAACCUAUCUAUUAUACUUUUGAACCUAUUGCUAUUGAAUUUAAAAUAAAAAAAAAGGUUUGCUUGGACACUGAUGCUACUUAAGUUGAUAAAUCUUAAUACUCUUUAUCCUUAAUUGAAGUGCAUAAGAACGAUUCUAAUUCCAGGUCAUCAAGAGUGAAUUAUUCAGAAAUCACAAGUUAAAACAGUUUUAUUGUUACCAUUGAAAAAUAUAUUUUGACUCCAAUGGUUGCAUAUACUUUUGAAUAAACAACAAACGAUUUAAUACUUAACUUUUCAACUAAAAAAAAUAUUACACUUGAAAUUAGCUCUGGAGGUAUUAUGUGUCAAUUUAAUGGCACCAAAAAGAUUUAGAAUUUUAGAAAAGAUACUUAAAUAUUCAUAUCUUGUAAAGACUUAGAUACUUAAUAUGACUGGAAUUAGGAUCCUAAUAUUGAAAUUGAUAUCAAUUGUGUUGACUUUAAUAGGAAUUCCCUCUGUGUGGAUUUAUAAAACAAAAUAAUCCAUAUCAAUAAAACUGAUCCUUUCCAAGUCAUUCCAAAAUACACAAUAUCUCCUUACACUAUUUAAUGUUGGACAGUAGUAGCUAAAAAACUAUCACGCUCAUUUAAAUUUUAAGUUAAAAUUGUCUAUAUAGAUCAAAAUUUUGAAUUAUUGAAUGUCACUUAUAGUUAAGGGUAUUUAAAGAGACCAGUCAAUAACUAUGAAAAUUUGGAGUUCACCAUUAAUAUUCCUUUUCAAGAUAGGUAGUAUCUUCUUGAAUAUCAAGUGGCUAUCAUUUAUAAUUUUGAACUCAUAAGGAUUUUACAAUCUGAAUACUUUUAAUUCUAAUUUAAUAUAUUUGAUUAAUUUUAGAAAUUUUCAGAAGGAAAUACAAUUAAUUUGAAAUUUUUGGCUUAGUUUACUAAUGAGAUCAUACCUUGCCAAGAGGAUUUAUAAUUAACGGUUAAUUUACCUCCUUCAUGCACGGUGAGUUUGAGUGAAUAAAUAGUUCAAGCAUUAAAACCGUAAAAGAUUAUAUCAAAUUGCCUUUUUUCAAAUGCAGCUCCUUUUACCUACUAAUUGAGAUAUUUUCUUCAUAAUUAAGAUUUAAUUGAUUUUUUGAGUAGAAAAAAUGAUUAUUCAUUAAUUUUGAGUCCUUAUUCAAGCUCAAAUAUUAUGGAAGGCUCUUUUCCAUUUUCUGAUGGCUUUCUUCUGAUAUAAGCAAUGGAUUCCAAAGGAUCAUACUCAAAUAUUUAAAGAUAGUUAAAUAUAACUUAGAUUGUGCUUAAUUGUUCCUAGAUAAAUAUUUAGCAAUAUCCUUUAAGAUAUUAAAUUUCAUUAUUAUUAGAAGUUAUAUUGAACCAUCAAGAUUAAUAAAAUUGUAUUGAUUUUUCCUAAUAGUUGUAUUCAUAUAUCAAAGCCUUUUUAAAUGCUGAGGAUGAUGAUGAUUAAUUCUUAGUUUAUCAGACCGUGAAAGUGUAUAAAAGAAUAAUUAGAAAUCGUAAUAAUUUGAACACUUCAAAGAGAUUAUUAGAAGAUAAAUAAGAGAGUUGCUUUUAGAAUUCUUCAAAAUCAUUUUAUGUCUAAAGUACACUGUUUAAUAAUUCAUCAUUUCUAAAUGCAUCUAGUUUGCAAGCAGAUUUACAAUAUAUUAUGGAUACUGUUUAGAAAAUGAUAAAAAAGUUAACUGACAUUAAAGAUUAAAUUAACAAAAAUGAUUUGUUCUUGAAUGAAAAACUGUAUUAGAGCAAAGUAGCCACUUUGGAGUCUUUAUUAAUUGCUUAGCUUUUAAUAGAUGAUAUUUAUCUUAAGAUUCCUAUGGCCAACAUUAAUUCUACUUUAGAUAAAGAAAAGAUUUUUUAAAUAGCAGAGGGAUUAAUAGGUCUUUUUGAAGUGAUUUCAAUGCAUGUUAACGAUUACGCAAAGGUAAAUGGCCCUCCUUUAAUUAACGAUGGGGAAAUCAUAAAAUGGAAAUUAUCCAAAAUUACUAAGGUAUAAUUUAAUAAACAAUUUAACAUUGAAAGAGAUUAAUUAGAUGAAUUGAUUGAAUUCGUUCAAAAAGAACAAAUAGAAUUAAAUUACAAUUAUUUAAAUCUAUCUCAACAAUUAUAAACAUAAUUGUAAGACUUCUAUAAUGUUACCACUAUAAAAAUAUAUGAGAAGAAAUAAUAGAGAGUUUAUCUAUAGAAUCAUCUUUAUAAUAAUCGUUCUCUACAUUAUUAGGAUCCACUUACAACAUACAUAAUCGAUAUGAUUUAAAUUCCUUACUGCUAAGAAUAGGUUCCUUUAGAAAAACUCUAUACAUAUGAGUGUGUUAAUAUCAAUCUGAAAGGAUAAUUAUUUAAAUGUGAUUUUAUAACAGAGGAGAUUGAUAAUAAAACUAUGGUAAUAUCUUGCAGAUGUCAAAAACUAGGAAGUAUCUUUUUAAUUUAAUACCACAACAACUCAGCUCUAUUAUAAAAUGACACUUUUAAUCCUUAGGAAAAUAGAAUUGACAAUUCAAAUGAAAAACUAGAUUAGUAACCAAUUUUAUUAUUUCAUGGCAUUUUCAUCGUUUUUUCUUACCUCAUCUAUUAUGAAUUACUUUAAAUUGAAAUGAGAUCUAAAUAAUUACAGAUAGAAUCCAGAUUAGAAACAGAAAAUAGUGUAGAUCCAGCUUUUUUCUACGUAAAAACUCAGUAAAUCAUCUUUUAUCCAGGAAAUUUUGCUUUAUUCAAAAAAUACUUCAAAUUUAUUCAUGAAGUAUUAUCCUGCUUUUAUAUGGAUGAUCCUAUACUUCCAAAAAGUUAUCGGUUUUUGUAGCUAUCAAUCAAAAUAAGUAUUUUCAUCCUAUUUUCAUUUUUGUAACUCACUCUGAUUGAUAUAUUUCCAAUAUCCAUAAUAUCAUUUGCCAAUUGCGGAAUUUACUUACUUAUUAGAAUGAUUCUAAAAAUAUUUUAGUCGAUUUACAGAUUUGGUGGGAAAUGUAGUAAUUCUGUUAUCAUCUUUUAUCUACUAAUACAUUUCUUAUGUUAUCUAGGGCUUGUUCUAUAAUUGAAGCAAUGGUAAAUAUGA
Paramecium tetraurelia is the source of this 8748-nucleotide messenger RNA. RefSeq lists its product as uncharacterized. The transcript has 23 exons. Lineage: Eukaryota; Ciliophora; Oligohymenophorea; Peniculida; Parameciidae. The record is from RefSeq and is a predicted model, not a curated record.